Molecule: messenger RNA, 786 nt
Organism: Aureobasidium namibiae CBS 147.97
Lineage: Eukaryota; Fungi; Ascomycota; Dothideomycetes; Dothideales; Saccotheciaceae
Exons: 2
Coding region: 1-786 (261 amino acids)
Source: RefSeq, a predicted model, not a curated record
AUGGCUUCCUCAUCAACAUAUUCCCGCCACGAAACCGUCGCCGCAAUCACAGACUUCUACACUUUCUACAUCCGCCUCCCAUACGUCGACCCCACCGCUCUUGUAUUCCCUCCCGUGGGCGGCUGGCCCGAUGUCAACGCAACCGAACUGCACAAUAGCGGCAAAAGCAACGAGGUUAUCGAACUUCUCCGGCACCUGCCAUAUCUCGAGCAUUCCAGUAUUCGCGGCGGAUGGACCAUUGAUUCUGAGAGCGCAUGCAUUCAGUAUCACAAAGGUGUUUGCUAUAAUGAUUCACCUGAUGCUAUCAGAAACUUGCCAGGUUAUGUCAUCCCUAUCGCGGAUAUGGUUGAUAGGAACGGGAGUUAUCUAUUACUCGAUACAGAAACCGGAAACGUUACCAGUUAUAGCAUUAUGGCUAACAAUAUCGGAGGUAAUAACUGGGAUGAAUACGAAAGACUGGCAGAGAGUGACAAGUGGAGGGCUUCUCCGACAAUGCCUGUCAAACAGUUCUUUGAAAGGUGGCGAAUGUUGUACGAGAAGCUUAUUUGGAUGGUCGCGCCGCCUGUUGAUGAUUCACAUGGAGAUGGAGGAACUUAUUUCACCAGAGCAGAUAACGCUGUCGAGGAGGAUGAGAUGCUGGAGAGUGAUGAUGUUGAUGAUGUGGAAAUUGAGGACGAGUGUACAAAGGCAGUCUAUGACAUUUACAAGAAGCAUGGGUGGCCCGGAAGAACCUUUGAUAGAGAAGCUUGUAAGAGCGAACUCAAAGAGUAUCUGGAAGACUAUUAG